GUUAGAUCUUUUUAAAACAUGGGUAAAUCAAGACCUAGAUUCAAUGAAAAGGCUCGUGCCUCUUCACGUCGACCCAAUCAAAGACCUCAUUUGAAAGCAAGAGACGGAGGUCUUGGAAAAGAAACUUUUGAACAAUCGCAAACCACCACCGAGAAUGCCAACCAAACUGAUUCCAACGAGCUCAUGAUUGUCCCCGGUAGCAAGAAAAGUGAAGCUGAACAGGAAGAAAAAACUACAGUUUCCUUCAAAGAGCCCAUCAAAUACAUGUCUAAAAAGAAGAAGAAGAAGAUGGAAAAAUACAUUGAACAAAAAUUGAAGAAAGAUGCCCGUGCUGGUCUUAUGGAAAAGCUCUCCACUUCUUCUUGGUCUUCUGAUCUCUUAAAGUCCUCCAAGCUUAUCGGUAGAAACGGUCAAACAUUACGUGAGCAAUUACGUCAAGCCAUGUUGGAGCAAAAGGCCGGUGUUGCUAUGACAGACGAGUCUGUUCCACUUGUCAUCGAACGUGAUGUGGAUGAAUUACCUCCUAUGCCUGAAAUCGUUUAUGCAGACAACUCCGCGGCUAUCGAUCAACCCGUGGUCGGUAGUGCUUUAAAGCAAACAGGUGGAUUACCACUCACCAUGCGAAAGAGAAAGAAGAAGCAGUCCACGAUUCCCACCAUCGCUAAAAAACGUUAUAAGCAAAGAAAGGGUAUGGAUUCAGACUCUUCAUUCGAUAGUUCAGAUUCAGAAAAUGACCAAGAUGAUGAAGAGGAGGACGAGGGACCUAGAACUAUAGCAGAGCCUUUAGAACCUGAGGAAGAACAGGGACCUACACAUAUGGAAGCUGUCACCGAAGCAGCAAAGACAAUCACUGUCGAGGUGCCUAGACGAGAGGAAGAGGAAUUUGAUGAUAUCAAGGUACAAUUAUUAAAGAGCAACAGAGAAGGUGAUUUAGCUGGAGAUGUUGCAAAGCCUUUUUACGUCAAUGUCAAUCGAAAGCCCGAGAUCCAAGCUGCUCGUUUAAAACUUCCUGUUGUUGGUGAGGAACAGGUUAUUAUGGAAGCCAUCCGUAAUAAUACUGUGGUGAUUAUUUGUGGUGAAACAGGUUCUGGUAAGACCACUCAGGUCCCUCAGUUCUUGUACGAAGCUGGAUGGUCUCAUCCCGAGAGUGAUAAUCCUGGCUUGAUUGGUGUAACUCAACCUCGUCGUGUAGCGACUGUGAGUAUGGCAAAGCGUGUCGCUCAAGAAUUAAACUUGACCGAUAAAGAAGUUUCGCAUCAAAUUCGUUACGAUGCUACCGUAUCUGCCAAGACACGUAUCAAGUUCAUGACGGAUGGUGUCUUAUUGCGUGAAAUGUCCCAAGAUUUAUUGUUGACCAAGUACUCUACCAUCAUUAUUGAUGAAGCGCAUGAACGUAAUUUGAAUACAGAUAUCCUGAUUGGUGUUGUGAGUCGUGUCUUGAAAUUAAGAGCUGAGUUGAGUAGAGAGGACCGACAAAAGAUCAAGCCCUUGCGUGUCAUCAUCAUGUCUGCUACUUUACGUGUAUCUGAUUUCACUGAAAACAAGACACUUUUCCCUGUCGUGCCACCUGUCAUUAAUGUCAACGCAAGACAGUUUCCUGUCGCCGUUCAUUUCAAUAAGAAAACACCCGAGGAUCAUGUCGGUGAAGCUUACAAAAAGAUUACCAAAAUUCACGAACGAUUACCCACUGGUGGUAUCUUGGUCUUCUUGACAGGUCAAAAUGAAAUUAACCAAUUAUGUAAAGAACUUCGUAAAAGAUACCCUGCUCUCCCCCCUAAGGCUUCCAAGAAGGAGAUUGUCAAGGAAGAAAAGGCCAUUGCCUUGGAAUCAAAGACAGUGACUGAACCUGCUGGGAAAGUGGAUAUUGAGGAUGAAGCUUUGGAGUUGGGCGAAAACCAAGUCGAUGAAGAUUUUGAUUUAUCUUCAGAUGAUGAGGAUGAUAUUGCUGAAGGGUUUGAGGAUGAUGAAUUGGCAGAUGUCAAGGAUGCUCCUUUGUAUGUGCUUCCAUUGUACUCAAUGCUUCCUACCGAGGCUCAAUUGCGUGUAUUCGAACCUCCCCCAGAGGGCACACGUCUCUGUGUCAUUGCUACAAACGUGGCCGAAACUUCCGUCACUAUCCCCGGUGUGCGUUAUGUGGUUGAUUGUGGUAAAUCUAAGGAGCGUAAGUACGAUGUAGAAACAGGUGUUCAAACCUUUGAAGUCGAUUGGACCUCGCAAGCUUCAGCUGGUCAACGUGCUGGUCGUGCUGGUAGAACCGGACCUGGUCAUUGUUAUCGACUCUUUUCUUCUGCUGUCUUUGACAAUGAAUUUGAAAAGUUUUCUACUCCUGAAAUUCAUAGAAUGCCCAUUGAAGGUGUUGUGCUCAGCAUGAAGUCCAUGAACAUUGAUAACGUUGUUAAUUUCCCCUUCCCAACACCUCCUCCCAGAGAGAACUUACAAAAGGCUGAAAAGCUUUUGGGUUAUCUUGGUGCGAUCAGUACAACAAGUAAACAUAUCACUGAUUUUGGUAGAACCAUGUCUUUAUUCCCUAUCACACCCCGUUUUGCCAAAAUGCUUAUUAUUGGACAACAACAUGGAUGUUUACCUUAUGUCAUUGCGAUUGUUUCAGCACUUUCUGUCGGUGAUCCCUUUAUUCAAGAUUAUCACUUGGAUGAGGAUCAACCUGAAAGUGACGACGAUAUUGGAUAUAGAGAACUCCAUAACAUUCAAAACGAAGCUGUCGCCGAUAAGGAAAGAAGAAAGCUUGUUCGAAAGAAGUAUUAUUCUUCUCAAAUGAAACACGCUGGAUUAGACCCUAAGAGUGAUAUUUUAAAGUUGUUAAACGUGGUGGGUGCCUAUGAAUAUGCAGGUGCCACCACCCAAUUCUGUGAAGAUAAUUUCUUAAGACCCAAAGCCAUGGAAGAGAUUCGUAAAUUAAGAAGACAAUUGACCAAUUUAGUUUCGAGUAAUUUCCCCGAUAUUGAUGUCUGCAUGGAUCCUAAAAUGCCACCUCCCAAUGAUACACAGAAAAAGGUGCUGAGACAAGUGCUGACAGCUGGUUUCAUUGACUCCGUGGCUAUUCGACAAGAUGUUUUGGAUACAGGUGGUGGAAAGGGUAUCAAGUAUAAGAAUGCCAAGAAUGUUGUCUAUCGAUUAUUAUGGAGUGAUGAAGAAGCCUUUAUCCAUCCUGGAUCGAUUCUUUAUAGUCAAGAACCUCCUGCCAUGUUGGUUUAUAGUGAAGUCUAUAAAGGAGGUAAAAACUGGCUUAAGGGCGUUACAGCGGUUGAAUCGAAAUGGAUUGCGAAAAUUGGUAAGGAUCUUUGUUCCUAUGGUAGACCUCUUGAUUUCCCUCUUCCAAAGUAUCUUGAUGAGAAAAAGGAUAGAAAAUUGGUUUAUGUUGUACCUAGUUUUGGUCCUAAAAGUUGGCCCCUUCCUCCUGUUCGUGUUGAACAGCGAAGAGAAGGAACACGUUGGGUCAUGGCCUCUUUGUAAAACCCCCCCCCCCGAUAUUUUCCAGAAAAAAAAAGUAUAGAAGCAAUAAAAUAUCUCAUGUUGUACAUUAUUAUCAUGCAAAACCAGGUUUUUUUACAAAAAAAAGCAGAUUUAUUUCGUGGAUUUGUUCUUAUUACAAUUGCUG
This is a messenger RNA of Mucor mucedo, 3616 nucleotides long. RefSeq names its product P-loop containing nucleoside triphosphate hydrolase protein. Gene Ontology annotation, biological process: maturation of SSU-rRNA from tricistronic rRNA transcript (SSU-rRNA, 5.8S rRNA, LSU-rRNA). NCBI's taxonomy places the organism in Eukaryota, Fungi, Mucoromycota, Mucoromycetes, Mucorales, Mucoraceae. The transcript has 10 exons. The coding region runs from base 19 to 3471 and encodes 1150 amino acids. The record is from RefSeq and is a predicted model, not a curated record. Gene Ontology annotation, molecular function: RNA binding; ATP binding. Gene Ontology annotation, cellular component: intracellular anatomical structure; nucleolus.